UUUUCCCGCGUUUGAUUGGCAGAGCGCAAAUAGUAGCCACCGCUGACUGGUGCCACGGAAAUUGGCCCCAUAAGUGCCCGCGGGGCGCGAAGGGUCGGUUGUUUGUUUCCCGCUGGCCGCUGCACUUACGCUACAAUCAUGAUGGACGUUAUGGAGUUACCCAGGCCGCGCGUCAACACCAGCAUGCUAGCUCAGUUCAUCGACCAGCCGGUCUGCUUCGUAGGGAGACUGGAAAAGAUUCAUCCUACUGGCAAAAUGUUUAUUCUUUCAGAUGGAGAAGGGAAAAAUGCAACCAUUGAGUUGAUGGAACCGCUUGAUGGAGAAAUCUCUGGGAUUGUGGAAGUAGUUGGAAAAGUAACCGCCAAAGCAACUAUUAUGUGUGCAUCCUAUAUCCAGUUUAAAGAAGAUAAUCACCCUUUUGAUCUUGAACUUUACAAUGAAGCUGUGAAAAUUAUUCUUGAUUUCCGUCAGUUUUUUCCUUGGGGUGUAUAAUUGGAUUGAUCUUGAUGAAGUAUUUAUGAUUGCAAAUAAGCUACACUGAAGAUUAUUAAAGGAAGCCCCUGUGAGCUCCAACAUCUAAUUUCUUCAAUUUAAUUCCAAACAUAAUAUUAGAUAUUCUAAUGUCAUUUUUGUUGGAACUGUAUAUUGACAGUUCUUAUCUAAGCCUUCAUAAGGAGAAGAAAUUUUCACUUCUCCAUCAUGUGGCCAAAUCUGAUGCAGGAACAAAGCAAUUUCCUGAGUUUAGUUUUUUAUUAAUAAAAGUUAAAUUGAUCAGUACUUUCGUUCACUUCAUUCUUUUAGUCAUGUAUUCAGGCACAAACUUGGAAUUUCAUAGUUGUAAGGUCAGGACUUAGACCUACCAAACGGAAUAGUGUUGUGUUAAGUAUUAUUUGCUACCUCAUGAACUAUACCAUGUUAAUUACUCUCUUUGCCCUCUGUUAAAACACGAUUUUAAUUAGUUAAAAAGAUAAAUAGACCCUAUAUCUUAUGUAGUUUUUUAGUACCUCCAUUAGUCAGGGUUCUCCAAAACAGCAGAAUCAAUAAGAUACAUAUAUAUAGAUAGAAGAUGGUGUACUUUACUUAGGGAGGCAAACAAGUCCCAUUGUCUACCAUCUGCACUGGAGAAAUAAUACAGUCUAAGUCGAAGGCCUGAGAAUCAUGACUCUGGUAUAAUUCUCAGUCUAAUGACAAGACCUGAGACCUAGGAAGUCAGUGACAUGGGUUCCACUGAAGGUCAGAGAACCAGGAGCUCUGAUGGCAGGGCAGGAAGUAGACAUCCCUGCUCCAAGAAGAGUAAGCAAACUUGACCUUCCUCUACUUUUUUGUUCUGUUAGGGGUUGGGAAGUACCUACUAACCCACUUUGGUAAGGGCUCACUUCUCACGUAGUCUGCUAAUGUAGACGUGCGUCUCUUGUAGAUACAGUCUCAGAUGCAAUCCAGAAAUACGUAACUAUUACCUGGGUAUACCUUAUCCAGUCAAGUUACACAUAAACCAUCAGAGUAGCUCUGACCAUUUUAAAAUUGUGUUUACUAGUGCCAAAUGGCACUGAAACAGUAGGAGUAUAGUGAGACUGAAUGAAACUGCCCUGCCACUAGGGACAUCUUAAUCAUUAAAGUAGUUGAUAGAAUCAUUUGAUUCUAUUUGCCUUCCUUUUAACUUCCUUUCUUUCUAUCCUUACUCGGAGUUAUUGUUUACUGGUAUUUCAUACCACCAAGUAAUGUUGCUGGUGAGCAGGAAGGAUGUGGUAAGUUAGGAUAGAGUGAUCAAAAACUGGUAGACCUAUAUGGCCAGUUUGGCUUGACCCAUUCUCUUGUGUGAGGAAGAACAACUAAUUCUAAAUCCACUAAAAUUAUAAAUUAUGCCCAAAAUAUUUUAAAUUGAUAUCUUUAAUUUCUACAUUUACUUCAAAAUAUACUAAUUCCUUUAAGAACACCACCAUAACUACUUCUGAUAAAAAAUACUAUGAUGGCCCUCCCUGGUGGCGCAGCGGGUUAAAGCACUGCACUGAGAAACUAAAGCCACUUCCGCAUGAGUU
Condylura cristata (star-nosed mole) is the source of this 2036-nucleotide messenger RNA. It is a transcript of the gene RPA3, whose product is annotated as replication protein A3, 14kDa. The coding region runs from base 139 to 492 and encodes 117 amino acids. Lineage: Eukaryota; Metazoa; Chordata; Mammalia; Eulipotyphla; Talpidae. Gene Ontology annotation, molecular function: damaged DNA binding; single-stranded DNA binding. Gene Ontology annotation, cellular component: DNA replication factor A complex; site of double-strand break; nucleus. The record is from RefSeq and is a predicted model, not a curated record. Gene Ontology annotation, biological process: double-strand break repair via homologous recombination; mismatch repair; base-excision repair. The transcript has 4 exons.